Messenger RNA from Diachasma alloeum, 2759 nucleotides. RefSeq lists its product as uncharacterized. The coding region runs from base 141 to 2693 and encodes 850 amino acids. The record is from RefSeq and is a predicted model, not a curated record. The transcript is spliced from 4 exons. NCBI's taxonomy places the organism in Eukaryota, Metazoa, Arthropoda, Insecta, Hymenoptera, Braconidae.
CCGCGUUUUUGACCGGUCGAAUCCGUAUUUUAUUGCUAAACAAUGAAAGUGUUGUCAUGAAGUCCAACAUAAUUGAAAUGUGAUCAGGAAUCGUACGGCAAAUACACUAGGACAAUUUCUUCGCAUCGAAAGGGUGAGGGAUGACUGAAGGCAACUCCAUCGACGAUCACUUCGUCUUUGACGAUGACUUGGACAUGUCCGUCGAUUCCAACCCCGAGAAUGUCAGUGAAGAAGAGAGGGCCAGAAAAAUAAUCAAGGAGAAUUUGAACACAUGCACUAUUGAUGAUUUAGAGGAGAGAGUUCUCAGUGUUGCGUGUCCCAUUCUCAAGGAGAAUGUGAUAGAAAUUAUUGAUCAGAUAGAGAGUAAACUCGGGGAGGAUAGGGGCAAGAGUGCAAGAAUUUUCGAUGACCUCUUCAUCAAGUGUCAGGGUGCACUUGAACCCUGGAAUGAAUUGAUGAGUCACGUGGAGAAGUUGGGAAAGUCCUGUGACCCCGCGAGAUUGAAGAGUUUGAUCGAUAAUUUUCCGAAUGUAGUCAUCAAGAUUUCGGGGCACUGUAAGAGUAAGAGACAGCAGUAUCCGAAGGAGCAGUUGCCUCCGCUGCUCUCCGAUGUCUUCAGGAAGUCCUGCGUUAUCGUCAAGAUGUUCUGCAAUCUCCUCAACUCAAUGGUCUUCUCACCUCAGAACGACCUGGAAGCGCUCAGACAAAUCGUCUCGGAGAUCGGGGAAAUCGCGAGACUGUCGACGUACGAUCUGGUGACGAUGGGGCAGUGCUGGAGGAUUUUUAUGAAGCUGACAGUCACCCAUAAGGAUAUCCUCGCCAGCGAGGGCUCAGUCGGCGACGUCAGGAGUCAUUUCAAGCACUUAACCGUCAUCAUCAAUUCUCUGUACAAUAAUAUAAUAAAAUCGUCAGGGGAACUCUUCGAGAAACGAGCGAAGUGCACAGUAUUUCUUCUAACGAUCCUGGAUCGUCUUCACUCCGUCUUCUGCACGGACCCUCCUCCGAACGAUGACUUCGUCCGAGAAAUGAUUCCGAAUUUGGUCAACUUAUCCGCGAACCACGUGAUGUGCACUGGAGCCAAACUCAAGGAGAGCGAGAAGGAUAUUUACAAGGCGAGAGCCAAAAUCAUCACUUCGAACUUCGCUGAAUCGGUGAUAAGCUACUACACAGGCUUCGAUGGGUUCUGGAAGAUAUUCCUGGAGGAAUUCGAAGAAGUGAGAAAAAAGGACCUGAAAUAUGCCAUUGGGUAUCAUUCGAUUCUUCUGGCGACGAAUGAGACAUGGAGACCCCCAAAUUUGUUCUUUCAAAUUGCGAUUGAGAAUAUUAAUCAUCUCCAAGAGGAGAUUCUGAUCGGAUCCUUGGACUUUCAGGUGUUGAAUGAUGAACCGAAAAGCGUUUAUGAGUCGACGUUAUCAGUUCUGAUUAGUUUUCUCGUCCGAGGAAUAGAGGACUUCGAAGUUUACGAGAGGAUCGUGAUGAAGAACCUGAUGAGAGAGAGUUUGUGGCCUUCGCUGAUGGCUCAUGAUGUGCUACAACAGGUGUAUAGGGUCUCCACGGAGGACCUCUUGGUGACUCACAUUCAGCAGUUCAUGGGGGCCUAUGAGGUCCUGAAGGAUCGCGGUGACAGCCUCGUGGCGGUCGUGCUGGGGAGAUUGAUUGUCGAUGUUUAUGAGCUGCUUUGUAAUGAGGGAAAAGAGGCGGUUCUGGAGAAUUGUGGCGGCCCGGGGAGUCUUCGGUUGAUACUAAAAAGUGGAUCAUCCGACGAGCCUAUCCGGGCCAAGCAGGUGGCCUUGUACAGGAAAAUUACAGCUGUCGAGCCAGUCAAUAGUCUUCCACAAGUUAUUGCGGAUUUACGCCGGCAGCCGACUGUUAAGAAUUGGAAUCGCAUGGUGGAAAUACUGAAAUUGAUGGGAAUCCUGAAAGAAAAGACAAAUCGUGCUAACACCGAAAAAUUAUGCGAAGUUUCUGCAUUCAUCAUGAAUGCGGUGGAAGACUCCAGAGGAUGGAAGAGAAGAAUACUCUUAGACGUGAUGCUACUACUCUUCGAUUGCGCGGAAAUCAAUGCUGAAGAUCAGUCCUUCAAUUGGUCUUUGAUUUCGGUAUUAUUCUCGCGAGUUUCGCACAGUCCAGACCUUCCCCUCGACUUCCUCAUAAAGCUAUGUAAUUAUCUAACAAAAAAUGCUCAUCGAUUGAAUUCCACGAGUGAAGAGUACGUCCCAGUGCUCUCGAACUUAUUUUGCUUUUUGCUGGAACACAAGAGUGAUUUCGUUCGUCAGGAGGCACUCGAGGCUUACGAUCACAUCGUCGAGACGUGUAGAAAUGAUGAUUUAGUCAGGAAGAUUACGAGGAUCAUUGCGCAGCGUCCCAAACUUCGUGAAAUAGUCCCCGCAUACUUGAAAAAGGAGCUAUUGGAAGAAAUUCCUUCCAUCAUUGACUACUUGAAGACUCUCUCAAGGAAGACAAUGAAGUUUUCUAUGAUACACCCCCACAAAUGUCAAGAAGAAGAAGAAGAAGAAGAAGAAGAAGAGGCUGAACACGAUGACAAACGAUUCAAGUCUAAACGUGAAGAUUUAGAAGAAAAAGCAGAGAGUGUUUGUGAGAACUUGAGGAUUCUAUCCGGCGAAAGAAGUGAUUUGGAUCCUAGGAUGCUCGAGAGAUUGAAGAAUGUGUGUCGAACAUUUUUGAAAGAAUAGGAGAUAGUGGAUAGUAUUUUUUUAUGAUUGUAUUAUGAAAAAAACAAGUACCGAAAGACUUUUGAA